CGGAGAUCGAGCGGUGCCGCUCCGAGUGCCAAUGGGAGCGGAUCCCCGAGCUCGUCAAGCAGCUGUCGGCCAAGCUCAUCGCCAACGGUCCCUUGUACCAACUGUCUUAAAAAAAACAUGUUCAGUGGAAAUGGACUGAGCAACACAUGGAAGCAGUAUCCCAGCUAAAAGAGGCCGUUGUCAAGGCCCUGUUGUUGAUCACUCUAUAUCCUAAGAUACCCUAUCAUCUGAAGCUAGCAAUGACAUGGCAGAACUUCUCCUUGGGGAGUCCAAACUAGAACAGUUUUUGAAGGAAAAUCCUUUUAAACAGGGCACUAGUCCCCAGGGUCCCCGGCCAAAGCUGACUGAGGUCAGGAAACAUCUCACUGCAGCACUUGACAGAGGAAAUCUAAAGCCAGAAUUCUUACAAGAAGCCAACUUAAUUAUGGCCAAGUUAAACUAUGUGGAAGGUGAUUACAAAGAAGCUCUUAACACUUAUGCCAGGGUUGAAGUUGAUGACUUGCAUCUUGUUGCCGUGCCUCCUUACAGGCUGAGGAUGAUUGCUGAAGCAUAUUCUGCCAAAGGUCUUUGUCUAGAGAAGUUGCCAAUUUCCUCGUCAACUAGUAACCUCCACACGGACCGUGAACAAGAAAUCAUUACGUGCUACGAGAAAGCUGGAGAUAUUGCCCUCCUGUACCUUCAGGAGAUAGAAAGGGUAAUAAUUACCAAUAUACAAAACAGAAGCCCUAAACCAGGGUCUGCAGUCCAUGAACAGGAACUGGGAUUUUUCCUAGAAACAGGACUUCAAAGAGCACAUGUCUUGUAUUUCAAAAAUGGGAACUUGACAAGAGGAGUUGGUAGAUUUAGAGAGAUUCUAAGAGCUGUUGAAACAAGAACUACACAAAAUCUGCGAAUGACAAUAGCCAGGCAGCUAGCUGAAAUUUUGUUACGAGGUAUGUGUGAACAGAGUUACUGGAAUCCACUGGAAGACCCUCCUCAUCAGUCACCUCUUGAUGAUCCACUUCGGAAAGGCUCAAAUACUAAAAAUUACGCACUCAGCAGAAGACCCCGGGUGUACACUGGAGAAAACAUUUUUUGUCCUCAAGAAAACACAGAAGAAGCCCUAUUGUUGUUGCUGAUUAGUGAAUCUAUGGCUAACCGUGAUGCUGUACUGAGCAGAAUACCAGAGCACAAAAAUGAUCGCAUCAUCAGUUUGCAAAGUGCAUCUGUGGUCUAUGAUUUGCUUACAAUUGCCUUAGGGAGAAGAGGUCAAUAUGAAAUGCUAUCAGAGUGUUUAGAAAGAGCAAUGAAGUUUGCAUUUGAAGAGUUCCAUCUUUGGUAUCAGUUUGCAUUGUCCCUAAUGGCAGCGGGAAAAUCUGCUCGAGCUGUUAAAGUCCUGAAGGAGUGUAUACGUUUGAAACCAGAUGAUGCUACUAUUCCACUUCUUGCCGCAAAGCUGUGCGUGGGAUCUCUUCACUGGCUGGAAGAAGCGGAAAGAUUUGCCAAAACAGUUGUUGAUGUUGGUGACAAAACGUCGGAGUUCAAAGCAAAAGGCUAUUUAGCAUUGGGACUAACUUACAGCCUGCAAGCCACUGAUGCAUCUUUGCGAGGGAUGCAAGAGGUCCUGCAGAGAAAGGCUCUUCUUGCAUUUCAGAGGGCCCACAGUUUGUCUCCAACAGAUCAUCUCACAGCAUUUUACCUGGCACUGCAGCUUGCCAUAUCUAGACAGCAUUUUUUUACUCAGAUCCCAGAAGCUUUAGGUUAUGUUCGUCAGGCUCUUCAACUUCAAGGAGAUGAUGCCAACUCUUUGCAUCUCCUUGCACUCUUGCUGUCAGCCCAGAAACACUAUCAUGAUGCUUUGAAUAUAAUUGAUAUGGCCUUGAGUGAAUAUCCAGAAAACUUCAUAUUGCUGUUUUCAAAAGCCAAACUGGAAUCCCUGUGCAGAGGCCCGGAUGAGGCACUCCUUACCUGCAAACAUAUGCUACAGAUUUGGAAGUCCUGUUACAAUCUCACUAACCCUAGUGAUUCUGGACGUGGGAGCAGUCUGUUAGACAGAGCCAUUGCUGACAGACGACAGCUCAAUACGAUUACCUUACCUGACUUCAGUGACCCUGAAACAGGUUCAGUCCAUGCAACGUCAAUAGCAGCCUCCAGAGUGGAACAGGCACUGUCUGAGGUUGCUUCAUCUUUGCAGAGCAGUGCUCCUAAGCAAGGUCCUCUGCAUCCUUGGAUGACUCUGGCUCAAAUCUGGCUUCACGCAGCUGAAGUCUAUAUAGGAAUUGGGAAGCCUGCUGAAGCCACAGCAUGUAUUCAGGAAGCAGCUAACCUCUUUCCAAUGUCACAUAAUGUUCUCUACAUGAGAGGUCAAGUGGCUGAACUUCGAGGAAAUAUUGAUGAAGCCAAACGCUGGUAUGAAGAGGCCUUAUCUAUCAGUCCUACCCAUGUAAAAAGUAUGCAGAGACUGGCUCUGAUACUUCACCAAUUAGGACGCUAUAGUUUGGCUGAGAAGAUUCUCAGAGAUGCUGUCCAAGUGAAUUCUACAGCCCAUGAGGUUUGGAAUGGUCUUGGGGAAGUUCUACAAGCUCAGGGCAAUGAUGAUGCAGCAACAGAGUGCUUCCUGACGGCAUUAGAGCUUGAAGCCAGCAGCCCAAUCGUCCCUUUUACCAUCAUUCCACGAAUUCUCUGAGAUAAUAUCUUGAUUACUGAGUUCAUCAUGUUUCAAGUUUUGGAUUUGAGGGUGAGGAAACACAACAUACAGGUCUCUUUGAUAACUCAGCGUGAUUUCAGAGGUAACAGAAAACCCCAUAAAAUUUGUUAACUAUUGUGGGAAACCUGACAAAGCAUUGAAGUGAAACAAUAUUUUAAUGUUAGUGAGGAAAAAAUGACUAACCAAAAACAAAUCUCUCAUAAAUCACCUACAUUUUUUCCCCAUGGUAGUUAUGAAGCCUGAUUAUAUUGUUCUAAUAGAUAAUGUGCCAUAUUUCAUUAGAUGACAUCUGAGUGUUAUGUAAAAAUUAUAAUGGAAUCCACCAUCAAGUGUAGAAUAAUAUAUUUGAAUUAAAAUUCAGUGGCAGAGCAGACUAUUUUUAACAAGCCUGUCGUGAAAACUGUUCUCUCUCCUCCUCCGUCUCAACCCCUCUUGGCCUAAAGUCAAACUGUGAAUUUUCUGUUUUCCAUCUCUGUACUAGUCCAGGCCAGAAAAUCAGUUGAAGAGUUCUUGGUUUUGGUUGUUAAAAACUGUGAUGUGUGGCUAAUUGUUAUCUUUACUUAGAACAAAGGCUGAGUAUAAGAAUAUUUAUAUUUUACCAAUGUAUGCCUGCUACAAAAAAAGAAAAUAUUCGUUAUUUAAGUGUAACUUUUUAAUGUGAAUUCAGAGUUUAUUUAUCGAUGGAAAUAUGUAAAAAGAAGCUUCAAAUGGAAUAUUUACUGACAUUCCUUAUACAUUGCUCACACUUGGAAGAUUAUGUUGUUAAUAAAAAGAUUUUUA
Messenger RNA from Chelonoidis abingdonii (Abingdon island giant tortoise), 3466 nucleotides. The record is from RefSeq and is a predicted model, not a curated record. NCBI's taxonomy places the organism in Eukaryota, Metazoa, Chordata, Testudines, Testudinidae.